AUGCCGUCGGAGCCCGCAAAAGCCAACGUCAACCUGAACUGUGCUCGAUGCAACAAUCCGGUCGGUGUCUUCGACAACGAAUGGAUCCGCCUCACCAGUUCCUACGUCCGUCCUGCGCAGCCAGGUACACAUUUCGGUACAGAAGUCGCCCGGAGAACUCAGGUGGUUCCUGACGGUGCGACACAGCCAGCUCUUCAAGGAUGCACGCUCUCAGAAGUGUCGUGUAAGAAGUGCUCGACACCGGUAGGCCAAUUUUGCAAAGCAGCCCCGACUCGAGAGCAGGAAUGUCUGAUCGACCAGUACUUCUACAAACUAUCAAGAACGUACCUGACGGAUAGCGGAACGGACGACCAAGUCGACCCAAUGUUUGUCUUUGGAGGAGAUGUUAUCCACGCAAGGCCCCGCGUCGCUAGUCGUCUCAGCCUCCCUUCCGCUACAGCAACAUCUGCUCCAAGAUUGUCGCAGACGCCCUCCCGUGCUCUUGACACGCCUUCACAUCCUCAACCGCAGCCGCCGUCCGAACCACAGCUUCCUUCUUCCUACCAGCGCUCCCCGCUACGCAACGGCGUUAACUUUACGCCCGAUGAUGAUUCAAUUCUGUUGGAAAUGAGACUGAGGUCACAGGAAGAGCGUCUUGCAUCGCAAAAUGCCAGGCUCCAGCAACAGGACACUCACAUACAGCUCUUGACAAGUCUGGUGAAUUCCUGUCGUGAAUCAGUCGAAGAUAUGAAGGCUACACUGCGGGAGCUGCAAUCCAGCAGCGUGGUGUCCCAGACCGGACUGUUGGCAAGGACUGAAUUCGCCGGGAAAGCGAAGGUGACGGAUAUCGCAACGCGACUAGGCCAGUCUGGCAGUGGAGAAGUCGGACAAUUGCGUGCUGAGAAUGCAGCCCUGAAGGCAAGACUUGACAGUAUCGCGUCGGUCAUGGGUGUCGCCUCGGGAAAGGUUCCGCAGACAGUAGCAUUUUCCGGCGCUCAAGGUGUUCUGGGUAAGCGGAAGCGCAACGAUAGUGUCAUCAGAUCAGUGUCUCCCCAGCUUCCAGUUCCUGACAAGCAAGAUGUUGCUUGGUCGACGCAGAUUCCCACUCCGCAGUCUGGCGGUCCACCCGGCACUGAUCUGUUUCACGAUACAUCGACUGCCUCAACGAAUGUCUCCUCGGACGGGGACUCCCGGGCUACGUCGCGGCAACCGAUGCAACGGAGGAAGCAUGGGCAAGAAAGGUCUCGUCCUUCAGCUGACAGAGGGUCCACCGUACCGCGAGGGCGUUCUCAACCUAGAGGAAAUCACAGUGGCUCCGUCGAGGAGGAUUUUGCUCCUGCUCGCAGACUCACGGGAGCCUUACACGAGACCUGUGGUGAUGAAUUGGAGAGGUCGGGCUCUGCUCUGCUUAAUCUGUUCACUCGAAAGACUCUAACAACAGCUACUACUGUGCCAGAAACCUCGGCGCAGCUUGAUGAGCAGCCACUGCCAUCAUCAGUAGCCGGGAAUGGCAUAUCACUUCAACAAAGGAAUAGAGUUCGCCAUGCCCAAGAUGACCUGGUGGCCCCAAUGGAUGUUGAAUCUUCCAAGCCUUCAGGCACCCAUUUCUCAAUCACCAAUGUCGAAUUCAGUGACGACGAUCAAGCAGACGAAUCCUUCCGGCAGAACGAGAAUGUUGAUGUGACCCCUGGUGUGACCCGUGGUGAGACUCAUUCGCAAGGCGUGCAGGACUCGGCACAAAGUGACUCCCACUCUGUACCAAGCCGGCAAACCCGCCGCAAAACUGCACUUGCGCAGGGCAUGCUUCAAACAGGGAAGAGCGACUCCAAAAAGCAUGACAAAGCUUCAGGCGAGGCAAGGGCGCAGAUCCGGGACAAGAACCAGCUCUCCCAGUUGCAGAGUCCUCUCAACCACAUUUCGCCAGCGACCACGGCCGCGCCGCCCCGCACGAUGAAUGAGAAUGGUCGUCCAGAGGAGAUGGCUAAGGCGCUAUCGUCGGAAUCCAGGCAAGAGACAACCGAGAUAGCGUCCAGUCGAAAACAUGAGGUGGAGAAGGCAUCAUGGACUCAAAAGGCGACGACCCAGACAGGCGAUAGUGAACCCCUGGCUGCAGAGAUGAGGCUUACCCGUAGACAGCAACUGGCGGAAGAAAUCCGUCGACGAGAUCAGCUUGCGAAGGAAGCCAUGGAGAUGGACGACUAG
Capronia epimyces CBS 606.96 is the source of this 2181-nucleotide messenger RNA. RefSeq lists its product as uncharacterized. The coding region runs from base 1 to 2181 and encodes 726 amino acids. The record is from RefSeq and is a predicted model, not a curated record. NCBI's taxonomy places the organism in Eukaryota, Fungi, Ascomycota, Eurotiomycetes, Chaetothyriales, Herpotrichiellaceae. The transcript is spliced from 2 exons.